CAAAAGUACUAUAGCUUGUAAACUAUUUUAACUAAAUUCACUAAUUAAAAUUUAUCAACUAACUUAACUAAUAAUUUAAAUAAAUUUGAUUACUUAAUUACUUUAACUAAAUUCACCACUUGUUAACCAAAUUCACUACUAUUAUCCACUUUAUUUAAAUUAAUUAUAUUAGUUAAAUUGUUGCCUACUUUAAUUGAAUUUAAUAAAUUAAGUAAUGGCAAAAAUAAAUAAAGAAUAUAAGUAAAGUAAUCAAAUAAUGACAAAAAAAGGCCGGGCCAACCGGCGGCUGGUUCUCAUCGUCCGAACGGAAAUACCGGCGACUGUAAUUACGCCGGCGAAAUAGGAUUUCCAACCGGCGUCAAUUGCGGCCGAGAAACAAGCGGCCGGCGACAUUCCAGACGGAGCAGCUGGCGGCCAACCGCAAUCCUGGACGGGAAACAAGAUGGCCGGCUUGGGAACUUGGCCGUACAAACCCCGGCCGACAUACUUGGCGGCUGAAAAAUUUAUGGUCGGCAAACCUGGCGGCCGGCGGCGGCAGUGUUUUUUUCUUUCAACUUUUUGCUUUAAAAAAAAAAUCUUACCCGUGACAUCGCCGGCGCUUUCCCGCUUCCGUGCUGUCGUCCCGCCAUUGAUUUACCCUUCAAUGUGCACUAGAUAUGAGAUUGAAUUUGAGAGAAUUUUCCAUAAUGAAUAAAGGUUUGAAAUUUGAAAAAUGAAGAAUGGGGGGGACGAAAUUGUCCAUUUAAAAUAUUUCAUUGGGUGCUGUAACAAAAACUUUGUCGGCCUUUCACACCGACAUUCUCUUUCUGUUCUUUCCAAUUUCUGGGUACUGUUCUGAGCAUUUGUUCCUAAUUCGAUCCUAAUGGAAACGGGUAGCGGAAAAAAGUUUGUUCAUUCAGUUUGGGAACUCCCACAAGAAGAUUUAGUCAUGAAAUGAACAUAUUUUGGGGCAAGCGGACUGUAUUGAUGUGCAGCUCUAUCUUUUUGGGACUAAAUUGACGAGAGUUGAAACUUCGAAUCUGAAGUCUGAAUUGAUUCUACACAGUCUAGACUCAAGUGUAACAAAAAAUAAAUGGAUUGUUUUUGGGGGGAAAGUCGAAAGCAGUCAAAAAUUUAGGAUUUACUUUGCUAAUAGAGUUUAAUAUAGUGGUGUUAGCAGAAAUAGAUUUCUGAAAUUACACGUGUCCUUCUUGAGUCAAAUCCACUUCAUACUCACAAACUCACAAGUCACCAUCUCCCAGAUUACUCAUCAGUAGGCAAAACCACUUGGCGUAUUCUGAUAUUCUCUUUUCCUGUUCUUCUUUCCAAUUUCUGGGUACAUUUCUGAUCAUCUGUUUCUACUUUGAUCUCUCAUGGAAACGGGUAGCGAAGAAAAGUUUGUUUAUUCAGUAUGGGGACUCCCACAAGAAGAUUUGAGGCCCCGGCUGAAGAAGUUGAUGGAGAGAUUGAGAUCAGAAUUUAAUGCGCCGGAGUUCGAGCCUCAUGUGACCGUUGUCGGAGCUAUACGCCUGACCGAGAGCGAAGCGCGAGACAAGUUCCAGAAGGCUUGUGAAGGGUUGAAGGCGGCUUAUAAAGCUAAAGCUUUGAAAGUGGAAACUGGGACUUUCUUUUAUCAGUGCGUUUUCCUGUUACUUGAUCCCACCCCGGAGGUUGUGCAAACUAGUGAUCAUUGCUGUAGUCAUUUCGGAUAUUUGCGCUCAACAGGUGAGUGUUUGAUUUUCUGUAAAGGGUUUCCCUUUUUGACUUUUUUGAAAGUUUCCUUUAUCUUUUGAAGGGAACUUUAUUUGUGUUAUAUUGUUCAUAUCAAGCUAGAUUCGGGAAAGUAAUGCAUCUUUCACUGGGAAAUUAUUAGGUCAGCUGCAGAUUUUAAGAAUAAUAAUGUAAUUAAUGUUUGCAGAAAUUUUAUCUGAAAUCAAGUUCUUCUACCUUCCUUGUCGGCAUCAUGUUAUUCUUGAGAGAACUUGAAUUUGGACUCGAGGACCGGAUAUGAUUGACAAAUUUGGGAAAAAAAAAUUUGGUGAAAGAGAACCAAACAGAUUUGUAGCACUAAAAGAAAACGCCUUGGCAUCUUAUUUCUAAGUAAAUUGUUGUUUUUAGGCGCUAAAAAUCAAAUGCUUAUAAAGACAUAGUACGCAGGUUUCCUCUAUGCCCAUCUGGAUCAGGAGUGACUUGUCCUUACCUAUUGAAUUAAGCAGAACAGCGGAGCUGAUUUAAUUGAGUAUAGAAACAAGAUCAUGUUAAGACAUCCCUGACUGAGUCAGCCAAGUGAUUUGAUGAUUAUAGAAAAUGGAAAAGAUCUGGUUUAUGUUUCUUUCAUUAUCCUCUAGCUGAUAUUGCCCGCAGCUGGGACUUUACGGAAUUCCUAGUGUGUUAUCUCUGCUUUCCCUGCUUCAUGUUGCUAUUCCAACCUCUACUACCAGAGAGCUGUCUCUGUCAAAAUGUUUGAUUACUACAUAAUUUACAGGCAUCCGGCCUUCUGUAUAGUAUCUAAAACUUGCAAAUACCUAGUGGUUUUGAGGACAUAGGUUGGAAUGUCUCUGAUUUCUCAAUCAGAUAGAUAGUUCAGUAAGGCAUCUAAUUGAGGAAAUGAGGAAUUGUCACAGUUCGAGCUGUCCAUGUAACAGCGGAGCGUAACCUCAACAUAUUGUAGAUUUUGGGACGGUAGCCAUCGACGAGUUAACUUAUAUUGUAGUAUCGAUGACUCUUUUUCUAUAAUUGAUACAUAUUGCAUUCGGAGAACAAGAAGAUCUAUUGAGCAGGGUUUUUGUAAUUAAACUGACUAUGAUUCACAAAGAUGGAUACCAAACCCCUUUAGACUCCAUCACACACACAACCUACUGUAGUAGUUGUGGACGCAGCUUGCUGGUUAGGCAGUUUCAGAAUAGAAAUAGUUGUGGAUCUGUAUGAGUUUUCCUUGUAGCAUACGAAACAUUUUGCAUUCGAGUAAUGGUUUUGGAGUCCAAUUUGAUAGGGUGCUGAGGUUUACAUACUGGUUAUCAUUUCUGGUCCAAGGACUAUAUCAAAAUAAACAUGAACUUAGGCUCCGUUUGAUAAUCACUAAAGUCCGAAUCUGAACACUUAACACUUAACACUGAAGUCUGAAGUAUGAAGACUGAAUUUACAGAAACGUCUGAAUUUGAUGUUUGAAGACUGAAUCUGAAUACUUAGGUCUGAAAGUUAUUUAAAUUUUUAAUAGCAUUAAAUUGAAUUAUAAACAAAAUCUUUUAAAUAGAAAAAUAACUAAUAUUCUGUUCUAAAUAAUAAAAUAAUAAUUUUAAAAUAAGUUUCUGGUAUAUAUAAUGAAAGUAGAUAGUACACUUGUUAAAUAGUCA
Molecule: messenger RNA, 3332 nt
Organism: Oldenlandia corymbosa var. corymbosa
Lineage: Eukaryota; Viridiplantae; Streptophyta; Magnoliopsida; Gentianales; Rubiaceae
Source: the annotation of a GenBank genome assembly